AUGGGGAAGACGGGUCAGAGCACCGUGGAUCUCAACUCCCCCUCGGAGGUCAAGCAGGCAGCCCCCUUUGAGACUCCGGACCCCACAGUCCCUGAGCAGGACAAGCAGGACGUUCCCGACAGGGGCACCUGGAAGGGCAAGUUCGACUUCCUGCUCUCCUGUGUUGGGUAUGCCAUCGGCCUCGGCAACGUCUGGAGGUUUCCCUACCUGUGUGGGAAGAACGGAGGAGGAGCCUUCCUAAUACCCUAUUUCCUGACCCUGGUGUUCGCCGGGAUUCCGCUCUUCCUUCUGGAGACGUCUCUCGGACAGUACACCUCCAUCGGUGGACUGGGAGUGUGGAAACUACUGCCCAUGAUGAAAGGUGUCGGUCUGGCUGCGCUCGUGCUGGCUUUUUGGCUCAACAUCUACUACAUCAUCAUCAUUGCCUGGGCACUGUACUACCUGUUCAGCUCAUUCAGAUCGGAGGUUCCGUGGCAGAGCUGUGGGAACCCCUGGAACACGGAGCGCUGCUUCUCCAACUACAGCCUCAGCGACACCACCAAUCUGACCAGCGCCGUCACAGAAUUCUGGGAGCGGAACAUGCACCAGCUGACCAGUGGCUUGGAGGAGCCCGGGGAGCUGCGUUGGCCCCUCGUGGGAACUCUGGCUCUGGCCUGGGUCCUGGUCUACUUCUCCAUCUGGAAGGGAGUGGAAUGGACAGGCAAGGUGGUGUACUUCUCUGCUACCUACCCCUACUUCAUGCUCAUCAUCUUGUUCUUCCGUGGAGUCACCCUGCCCGGGGCCAGGGAAGGAAUCCUCUUCUACAUCACACCCGACUUCAAGAAGCUGACCAGAUCAGAGGUCUGGCUGGAUGCUGCAACUCAGAUCUUCUUCUCAUAUGGCCUAGGCCUGGGAUCUCUGGUGGCCCUGGGCAGCUACAAUCCCUUCCACAACAACGUGUACAGAGACUCUAUCAUCGUGUGCUGCAUCAACUCCUGCACCAGCAUGUUUGCCGGCUUUGUCAUCUUUUCCAUCGUGGGAUUCAUGUCCUACAUCACCAAGAAGCCCAUCCAGGAGCUUGCUGCAUCAGGACCUGGGCUGGCAUUCCUAGCUUACCCCCAGGCUGUUACACAGCUGCCCAUGUCCUCCCUGUGGGCCGUCCUGUUCUUCUCCAUGCUCAUGAUGUUGGGGCUCGACAGUCAGUUCUGCACAGUGGAAGGCUUUAUAACGGCUCUGGUGGAUGAGUACCCCUUGGUGCUGAGGAAGUGGAAGAAGAGCUUCAUCCUGGUUGUGUGUUUGGUGUCUUUCAUCAUUGGCUUCUCAAACAUCACACAGGGGGGUCUGUACGUCUUCAAGCUGUUUGACUACUACUCUGCCAGCGGGAUGUGCCUCCUAUUCCUCGUCUUCUUUGAAACCAUCUCCAUAUCCUGGUUUUAUGGAGCAGAGAAGUUCUAUAGGAACAUUGAGGAGAUGAUCGGGUACAAGCCCUGUAGAUUUUGGAAGGUCUGUUGGAUCUUCUUCACUCCUCUUAUCUGUCUGGGAGUUUUCACCUUCAGUGCCAUUGAGAUGACCCCUAUCACAAUGGGCAAGUAUGUGUACCCAGCCUGGGGUCAAGGAAUCGGUUGGCUCAUGUCUCUCUCUUCCAUGGUACUUGUGCCUGGCUAUAUAAUCUACAAGUUCUUCAUCACCAAAGGGAGCUUCCGACAGCGCUGGCAUACCAUGGUAACACCCGUUGAAGACACUGAUGCUCAGGAAAGUAACGAAUUCACACACAAAACCACACUAGCUGGGAUUGUUGGGGACUCUUCCGUCUAG
Scleropages formosus (Asian bonytongue) is the source of this 1794-nucleotide messenger RNA. It is a transcript of the gene slc6a1l, whose product is annotated as solute carrier family 6 member 1, like. The transcript is spliced from 14 exons. Gene Ontology annotation, biological process: neurotransmitter transport; nitrogen compound transport; amino acid transport. Gene Ontology annotation, cellular component: plasma membrane. The record is from RefSeq and is a predicted model, not a curated record. Gene Ontology annotation, molecular function: gamma-aminobutyric acid:sodium:chloride symporter activity. NCBI's taxonomy places the organism in Eukaryota, Metazoa, Chordata, Actinopteri, Osteoglossiformes, Osteoglossidae. The coding region runs from base 1 to 1794 and encodes 597 amino acids.